Molecule: messenger RNA, 1103 nt
Organism: Xiphias gladius (swordfish)
Lineage: Eukaryota; Metazoa; Chordata; Actinopteri; Istiophoriformes; Xiphiidae
Product: transcription factor HES-5-like
Biological process (GO): regulation of neurogenesis; anterior/posterior pattern specification; regulation of transcription by RNA polymerase II
Cellular component (GO): nucleus
Molecular function (GO): RNA polymerase II cis-regulatory region sequence-specific DNA binding; DNA-binding transcription factor activity, RNA polymerase II-specific; protein dimerization activity
Source: RefSeq, a predicted model, not a curated record
CCCCGCCCCACCCCCCAGUCUGCAGAACCUCCAUAGGAAAAGACACCGUUUUAACUGAGCUGAUGGAAGCACAGCAGGACCAGAUGCAGCAGUGAGAUCCGUCGACAAAGCAGAGCGGGAUAAUGAAAUGAGACACACCCGAUACCUUUUGCAGUGUGUCCCGCUGGUGGAGGAGUAACAGCAGUUUGUCUCCUUUGAUGCUGGUGGAGGAGCCUUUCAGGCGAACUCGGGUCUACGGAGCAUGUAAACUGACGCGGUGUCCAGCGUGUGUCUUAUCUUUAUGUGUUUAGUGGCCCUUAUCAGGCCCGCCGCCUCGGCCGCCGCACAUCUGCAGCAGCCGGAUCGGAGGAGACGGCGGGAAGGUUCCCAGGUAAUAAAAGCGGAGGGAGCCGCCGGUGUCGGGUCCGCACCUUCACAGGUCUGCAGCAGCCUCCCUCCGCCGAGGCCACCAGGCCAGUUAACCAUGAGAUAAUUGAUGCCUCUCUCCCAUUGUUGCGGGGCCUCGCCCACUGGCCUCAGAGUGUGGGAAAGCUAAUCCUGCCUGGGACUCAUGGCUUUGUAAUGCUAAUGGGGGCCUAUAAAUAGAGGAGAGGGCUCCUCAGCCACAGCACAGCUCACUCUGCUCUGCACCAGGAUGGCUCCAACCAACACCAGAGACUCUCCCACCUCACUGCUCUCCACCAAAGACAGACACAAACUGAGGAAACCGGUUGUGGAGAAGAUGCGCAGAGAUCGCAUCAACAGCUGCAUCGAGCAGCUCAAGGUCCUGCUGGAGAAGGAGUUCCACAAACAGGAUCCCAACGCCAAGCUGGAGAAGGCCGACGUCCUGGAGAUGACGGUGGUGUUCCUGAAGCAGCAGCUGCAGCCUCGAGGGACGCUCAUGGCGGCUCACGGUGACGGAUACUCCCACUGCUGGAAGGAGACGCUGCACUUCCUGUCCCAAAGCUCCCUCGAGGAGGUGACGCUCCCGCACCUCCGGCACCUCCACGCCGCCCAUGGAGCCGGCCGGAACGCCGGCCCCGCUCCGGCCCUCUCCGUCCAGGCCGCGGGGAAGCAGCUCUCCGGCCCCCACAGAGCCGUGUGGAGGCCCUGGUAGAAGCUGC